Messenger RNA from Mucor mucedo, 4704 nucleotides. RefSeq names its product male sterility protein-domain-containing protein. The coding region runs from base 78 to 4610 and encodes 1510 amino acids. Lineage: Eukaryota; Fungi; Mucoromycota; Mucoromycetes; Mucorales; Mucoraceae. Gene Ontology annotation, molecular function: acyltransferase activity; alcohol-forming very long-chain fatty acyl-CoA reductase (NADP+) activity. The transcript has 11 exons. Gene Ontology annotation, cellular component: intracellular membrane-bounded organelle. Gene Ontology annotation, biological process: long-chain fatty-acyl-CoA metabolic process. The record is from RefSeq and is a predicted model, not a curated record.
UCUUUUUUUUUUAUUUGUUUGAUUUGAUUAAGGCACACACCAACCCACAAUAAACAGUACACUAUCAUUUAAGCCUAAUGUCAGAACAAGAAACUGAAUCGCAUUCUCCUUCAGUCACCGUCUCACCCGCUUCACCUAUUUUACAACAGGACGGUCAGACUGAAGACACGGUGACCGAAUUAUCGACACCACUAUCCCCACCUCAAAUAGUGAUUGUUACUGAGGACGAUACGACGACUACAGUUGAAGACGUGCCAUUAUUAAACGAGCCUUUCACCCCACUUCCCGUCAGUUAUAGCACAGCCGAUGAAUCUGAAACAACUUUACCCGAUGAUGAAUCCUCUUCUUAUUCCACCGUCACACCCGAAUCUCUCAAUGAUGAUACAAAGCCUAUACCUGUAGACGCCGCCGAUUUUCAAGGUCCCGUCCUUGAUUUCUACCGAAAAAAAAACAUCUUGAUGACAGGCGCUACAGGCUUUAUCGGCAAAGCCAUUCUUUGGAAACUCAUUCAAGCUUUACGUCAAGAUAUUGGCCUUAUUUAUAUUCUGGUGCGAAGUGGUAGUAUCAAACGAAGUAAAAUUGGCAGACCUGAAGAAAGACUUCGUAACGAAAUAUUUAACAACAAGGCAUUUUUAAUCUUGAGACGCAUGAUGGGGAAGUCAACAUUUGAUGCGAUUGUCAAGACAAAAAUUAUUCCUAUCGCAGGUGACAUUAUCUCACCCGACUUGUCCAUGUCCGAACAAGACCGUGAAAAAAUUAUCGAGAAUGUUCAUGUCGUGAUACAUUGUGCUGCCACAUUGAAUUACAAUGAAAGAUUAGAUCUCGCUUUAGAGACAAAUACACUAGGCACACUUCGCAUGAUGGAUUUGGCAGAUGAAUGUAAACAUAUGGAGGCUUUCGUUCACAUGUCAUUAGCAUAUACAGAUCCAAAUAUUCCAGACGGUCAUAUCCAAGAAAGAGUCUAUCCAAUGCAAGUGGGCGAUCCUGAAGAACUCUUGACGGAAAUCGUCGACCUUGAACUUCAAGAUAUUCCCAAAAUGACUCAACGUAUCUUGGCUCAUUACCCAAAUACUUACACAUUCACCAAAUCACUCACUGAACACUUGAUCAUGAAAAGAGUCGAUCUCAAUCGUAUUGAGGAAGCGCAAGGUGGGAAAGCACAAUGGCCUGUGGCUAUUGUUCGAGCCACACAAGUUGGUGCUGGUGCCUAUGAACCUCUUCCUGGCUGGGUGGAUGGUGUCACAGGCGCAAAUGGCGCCGUCUUUUUGAUGGGAAAGGGAAUUCAAGUGUUACAACCCGACAUGGGUGAAUUAUUAGCAGAUAUUGUACCUGUGGAUUAUCUUGUCCGUGCCAUUCUAGGUAGUGCCGCUUUCAUGACAUUACCGGGUUAUCGUUUCCUAUUACCUUACAAUGAAGUUUUGGCUGACGGUGAUGAUUGUGAUAGUGUGAUUGUUCCCAACAUUCAAUAUUUCCCUUACAUCUAUCAAGUCUCGGCCAGCGGAUUUAAUAAAACCACUUGGCAUCAAGCCUACAAUGCGGUUCGAACUUAUUGGCACCGAAAUACCAAACUCAAUUUACCGUCCGUUCAGGAAUAUUUUGUAGCUAAUCGAUCUUUAUUCAAGGCCAAAUUCUUUAUGAAAUAUCAUUUACCUCAGUCCUUAUCCUCUGUUACCAGUGCCAUAAGUAGUGUCAGUAACGGCGGCAAUACGCGAACCAAUGCUUCCUCCGAUGCCAAUUCCACCAACCGUACCAUCGAAUUAGCGUCGCGUGUGGUUGAAUCGAUGCAAACAUUUUUACGUCAUCGUUGGAUAUUUGAUCAUCAGAAUGUACAGCAAAUGGAAACGGACAUGGUGAACGAUACCCAGUUUUCCUUGACCCAUUAUCAACAUUUGGAUUGGGAAACUUAUAUGGUGAAUUUCGCGUAUGGUGUCCAUGCCUAUAUCACAGCUUCACCACCGGCUGGUUUACGUAACAUUACUUUACCCACAGGAUGGGCAUGUGCACUUUAUUUGCAACCGGGUGCAGCGGCUCAUUCGAUCAUUGACAAACAAAUUGAAUCCGUCAUCUUUAGUGCUUCGGAUAUCCAAAAGAGAACCGAUCGUAUGUUACAGGAACUGAUCUUAUCUUUGGAAAAACCUGGACAGGAAUUAAAAGAUAAAAAGAAAUUGGAGGAAUGGGUGAAUGAUUUUGAUGCGAGUUUGGAUGAUUGGUGUCAUGAUGAUUCGGAUAUUUUAAAGGAUACAAAGAAUAUGACUCAUUUGGGACACUGGGUGCAUCGUUCAGAGUCGCAUGAUGAACAUGUUCGUAUUGAAGUCUUGAAUGAUGUUCGAGUCGGACAGAGUAUUAAGCAGAUAAUUGAAACAUCAGGCGUGCCUCAAAAAACAGUAGUAGGUGAAUCCCUUAAAAUCCUUCAACGCAUGAAAGAACGAACUCAAUUACCUUAUAUUUGGUCAGCUGGUGCCUUCUUGAAUGUCUUAUUUCAACGCCUCUUUAGUAGUCUCCGUGUGAAUGAAUUUGAUAUCGCUCGAUUGAAAGAACAAAUACAAGGAAAAAAUGUCGUCUAUGUUCCCGUUUCUAAAACAAUCAUGGAUCAACUUUUGGUCUGGUAUAUUUGUUUACGUUAUAAAUUACCCGUGCCUGCUAUUGUCUGUGAUGAAGCAUUGGCAUUACUAGGCCCUAUUUCUGAUAUACUUCGUAUUUCAGGUGCCUAUUUUGUGCGUCGUGAUCUCACAUCCCGUUCUCCAUUGAAUACCGCUGUUGCCGCAGCAUACACGGAAGUCCUUUUGAAAGAACACGGGGCUUUAUCCAUGGUCAUUGAACGUGCACGUUCUCGUACCGGUCGGCUUCAAACGGCAUACCAUGACGGCAUGAUUAAUAUGGUGAUUGACGGUACCCUUGGUAAAAACCAAUCGCCCAGCUCUUCCUCUGCCUCUUCACCCAACCUCUCUCCUACUCCGAGCCUAUCCUUUCAUUCAUCUUUCACGGAGAAAAAAGAUACUGUGUUUGUACCUGUCAAUAUCACGUAUGAAAAGAUCCCUGAAUUACGGACAUUAAUCGAUCAAGUGUUGGAUCAAAAACCACGUAGUUUGACUGUGACAUCCACGUUUUUACGUCCUAGUGCUACGGUGGCGGAUCGAGCGGCUACCAAAGAAAAUGGGUUGAUUGAGAAAGGUAAAUACGGACGUGCGUUUGUUGGAUUUGGUCAUGUGAUUGGUGUACGUGAUUCUGUGAAGGAAGCUAGUUUGCCUAUCAAUACGAAUAAGCGAUUAAGUACGAUUGCCGUUAAGGAUGAAGAUACAAUUGCAGAUUUCGUAGCUCGUAAAAUUCAACGUGGACAACAUGAUGCAGCGGUUGUCAGUCCUGUUACAUUAGUGGCUGCCACCUUGUUGUUUGGACGUGUCACGGGUGGUAUCACUCUAGGUAAGAUCAACAAACAUGUUACUUGGCUUCGAGAGGAAAUUUUGGACAGACGUAUCAGUAUCGAUUGGCAACCGGAUGAAGAUGUCAAUACCAUUGUAUCGUACGCUUUCAAUCUUUUAGAUGCCCGUAAUAAUCUCACCAUGGAUGGAAAACGUGUUACAGAUCAAACGAUUGUCAGAGUGGUGGAACAUGCGGAUAAUGUCAUGGAUCUUUCUUAUAUGGCCAGUCAGUUGAUGGAGAUCUUUUUACCUGAAGCUUUAUUCGCCGUUGUCUAUCUUUCGGGAACUGUGAAACAAAUGACACAUAAGGAACUUUAUGCCCAUUUUACUUUUUUGGUGAGGUUAUUUAAACAUGAGUUUAUCUACCCUUGGAGCAGAGAAGAGAAAUUCAAUACGCUUUUACAAUGGUUCGUUAAAAAGAAUUUGCUCGUGACAAAUCAAGAAGGAUUGUAUACCAAAGUCGUGACAUUUGAAAACAAUGAGGUAGAAUAUACACGUGUAUGUUUACUUGCUUCGUUUGUAUACCCCACAUUGGACGCUUAUUGGAUCACUUCCUGUUCACUUUCUGCGCUUCGUGAUUUACCUUACAUGCCACGUAAAAUCGUACCCGUGUUAUCUCAAUGGAUUGCCGCUCAUUUGAUCACAGGUCGACGUACUGUGUACCGUGAAGUUCUAUCAACCGAAGCCAGUCAGAACGCUGUAGACAACUUUUUAGCGAUUGGAUUUAUUGACGCUGUUCAUCCCAAGACCAAACUUUCACCCGAUGCUCAGAUUUUGUUACUUGAAUUAGGUGUUACCACCAACGAAGACCUUGUCAUGGUUUCCACGCGAAUUAUUGAAGAAAAUGAAGCUUCGGCUGGUAUUGACGAAAGUGAAAACAUUUUAUUGAAAUUAGCAGAUAUCGCUUCUCUUUGUCACGAAAUUGAAAAAUACCGUCUUGUGACAGAUAAUGUGAAUUUACGUCAUAACGCACAAGUCUUUGACAAGUGUCAAAAUCAAAUUCGGUCCAUUUUAAGAGCGGAUCAAAGUUAUGCUACACAACAUGGUAUGCAAUUGGAUAGAGAGGAAGAUCAAAUGAUUCAAUUGGUAUAUUCUCUUAAAGCCGCUUCCAGUACACCUAUUCUAUCCGAUGAUGGAUCUGGUAAACACUCACGCAGAGUGUCUCAAGCUUAUAAUUUAAAGUCUUCUUAACUAAAUACAUAUACAAAUCAAUUAAAAUAGUUUAGAGGUUUAAUUAUAUUUCAUAAUAUAUAUAUAUAUAUAUAAAGUACAUAAGAAAUGGAAG